This is a messenger RNA of Cyprinodon variegatus (sheepshead minnow), 3436 nucleotides long. It is a transcript of the gene mylk4a, whose product is annotated as myosin light chain kinase 3-like. Gene Ontology annotation, cellular component: cytoplasm; nucleus. Lineage: Eukaryota; Metazoa; Chordata; Actinopteri; Cyprinodontiformes; Cyprinodontidae. Gene Ontology annotation, biological process: intracellular signal transduction; positive regulation of apoptotic process; protein phosphorylation. Gene Ontology annotation, molecular function: ATP binding; protein serine/threonine kinase activity. Bases 258 to 2690 code for a protein of 810 amino acids. The transcript is spliced from 15 exons. The record is from RefSeq and is a predicted model, not a curated record.
GGAGAAGACCAGAGGGUUGACUUCAUAAUAGUUUAGAUAGCUUGACAUGUCUUAUAGUUUUACAGAUUAAAGGUAUGUUUUGAUGUGUUGAUUUCUUCCUGGAAUAUUUUUGGGAUUUCUUCUCUAGUUUUCUUUUCUUUUGUCGUAGAACUGGCAGCAAUUUUGCUGAAAGCAUUUUUGCCUGUUUCACGGACCUUACUUACUUACUGGUUGUACCAAAUCGAUGUGUUGAGGUGACUUUAGUAUCACAGGAAGCUAUGAGUUCCUUGGUCAUAGAAGCAGUGGGAGAGUCCAGUAAUGCAGGUUUUGACAUCAUCCAAAACCGCAUUGAAUCCCUGAGUGGCAAGAUGGACAAACUAAUCCACAUACAAGAAAAGGUUCUCAGUCGACUGGACGGGAUGUCUCAAGAGAUUGAUGAUAUUGAGCAGGAUAUGGAGCAAAUCAAGGUUGAUAAGGAGGAGAUCCAUCUGUCCCCGAAGGUGAUGAACCAGACUCAGGUGAUGGGGCGGGAAGUCCAUGAGAUCUGCCAAGAGAUGAGUACUAUCAUGUCGGUAGUCAACCAGAGGUCCGAGCAGCAGGCUCAGAAGUUGGAGGGGAUGGAGAAGCUGGUCCUUAGCAUGCAGCAGGUGAUCAGCUUCAUUGGUGAGACAGUGAAGUGCUCAAAGGUGAUGCAGAUGAUGUUCAAGGGCCCAGCAACUCGGAAGGUUUCCAGGCACAAAGACAGUAAAGGAAAGCAAGCAACUAAAAGGAAAGCAUCCCCAGAGACAGUAACCAAGAAGCCUGACAAGAAAACUACCUCUAACAAAGCCAAUAAAGGGAAACAAAAGAUAAAUCCUGCAUGUCAGCCCAGUUCUCUGCGGUACUAUCACAGGAUAAAGCCCCGCGGACCAAAGCAUGUCCUUGCAUCACGUAAAUGUGGAAACCUUGUAAAAGAUCAAAAAGUCAAAGAUGGGGCAGAGAAGCCAUGUCUGAGCCAAAAGGGUCUGAAAGCUCAAAAGAAGAUGAAGCCUCCAGAUGCAGCAGAUAGUAUUUCACCAAAGAAGCAGGCUUUGCUUCUUGAAGAAGUGCAGAAACUAAAUAAAGAAAACACAGAAAAGUCUAGUUCCCUGUUCCCACCACUGGAUCUGGAGGCUGGAGGAACUGUUAAAGAUGAAAAACCAGAGCUUCCCUCUUGCAAUCUGGUGGACUAUGUGCAUGAAGAAAACCAAGCUGCUGUGGCUGAGGAGCCUGAAGUUAUACAGGCAACUGAGGAGCAAAAAGACGAGGAGCAGAAAGAUGACAACGAGGUUGAGGAUAAAGCUCAGGAUAAAGCUGUAUUAACAGAGAUCGCUUUGGAGAAAUCAGUCGAAAAUAAAGCAGUAGAAGUAGAAGAACCUGCAGUUCCAGAGGAACCACUGAAAGAGGAUAUUACUGCUGCUGAGGCUGAAGUAGAUUUACAAAUCCUAGAGGAGCCAGCUUCCUAUGAAAAUAAAAAAGAAGACAUUGCCACCAGUGAUGACCACAAAGACAUAACAUCAUGUGUAGAAACCGAGCAGGACCAGCUAACUGUGGCACAAGAGGAAAACAAAGAUGAAAAAGAAGAGCAAAAUAAAGAGGACGAGGAGGAUGAACAGAGGUGUGAAGACUGGGCUAUCUUCAAGGCAGAUGGGGUUGCAAUCCAGCUGAACCUUAAAGAAAAGCUGGAGAGGGAAAGAAAGGAGCAUGUCGAUGAAAAUAAAAUUGAAGAUGAUCAAGCUGAACGCUUCUUCAUCGACACCACCCCACCCCCGACAGCUCCUUUCAAUCAUCGAAUUGUGUCUGCUAAGCCGAACCAGAUCAGAAACUUUUACACGAUCAACUGGCAAGAAGUCCUGGGCGGGGGGCGGUUCGGUCAGGUGCACAAAUGUGUGGAGAACUCCUCAGGUCUCACUUUGGCAGCAAAGGUCAUUAAGGCUCGAAGCCAGAAAGAAAAGGAGGUGGUGAAGAAUGAGAUCCAGGUCAUGAACAAUCUUGACCAUGCCAACCUGAUUCAGCUUUACGCAGCUUAUGAAUCAAGAAAUGACAUCAUCCUUGUACUUGAAUAUGUUGGUGGUGGGGAAUUGUUUGACAGGAUUAUUGAUGAAAACUACACUUUAAUGGAGCUGGAUGCUGUGGUGUUCAUCAGACAGAUAUGUGAUGGCCUUCAGUAUAUGCACAAAAUGUCAGUACUGCAUCUAGACUUAAAGCCAGAAAACAUUUUGUGUGUGAGCAGAGUGACCAAUAAGGUUAAGAUAAUUGAUUUUGGCCUCGCAAGAAUAUAUAAACCACGGGAGAAAUUAAAGGUGAAUUUUGGAACGCCAGAGUUUCUAGCCCCUGAAGUAAUCAACUAUGACUUUGUGUCGUUCAACACUGACAUGUGGAGCCUUGGUGUCAUCACCUACAUGCUCCUGAGCGGUCUCUGUCCAUUCCUUGGCGACGAUAACAAUCAGACUCUAAACAACAUUUUGGCUUGUCAGUGGAACUUUGAGGAGCAGGAGUUUUCAGACACAUCAGCAGAAGCCAAAGACUUUAUUACUAGACUUCUUGUUACCAAUAAAACUUGGAGGAUGGGAGCCUCUGAGGCAUUAAGGCAUCCUUGGCUGUCCGACCCUGUUCUUCACCAUCGUCUUUAUACAAAGAAAACUAUGUGCAGAUCACGGCGAUCUUCAUGCGCCCCACUGAUUGACAUUUAAGAUCUGUACACCAGCAACAUGGCUUCUGCUGUGGUAACUUGGACCAACCCUCUUUGUUAGUGAAAAUCCCACAGACUCCUCAUAAUCCAUUUAAACCUCCUGAGAUGUAGACUAACAUUCUGGUUACCCCACAAAUGUUUUCCUUACAUGUGAUCCCCAUGUUCUAGGAAUGCGAAUAAUACUCUUGCUCAUUCAGCUUUUGUAGAGUUCAUAAUAUAAAAUUUAUUUCUAAAUCUUUAAGUCAGGGAUCUGCUGUAAAGUUAUACUUUAUUAGUUUAACUAUCCUAUUGUUUUAGAAUAUUUAGUAUUCAACUAAAGAACGGUGCUACAAAUAUAUGACAAAUCCUUAUAAUGUACUUGAGGCUGAUUUGUUUGCAAUCUUUGCUUGCAUUAUAUCUGCAUGUUUGGGUCUAGACUUCAAUAUAGAAUUUUAUUUCCCAUGGUUUCCAACAGAAAAUAUUAUUAAUUGUGUGAUACAUUUUCAUGUGUCUUGCAAAUGACUUAGACAUGUUCAGAAAAAAACAUUCUGUUUUUGCAACAAAGGUUUCAAGUAUUUUUCACUGUGUCUUCAGUAUUUCCUGAAAAUCCUGAAUAAGAUCUAAAGCAAAUUAAUAUUUUGUGGCUUUAGCAUAAUCUCACAUUACAAAAUAGGAAGUACAUUAACCUUUUAACAAAAGGGUCAAGGGUCAACCAAGACUGUUGAUUGUUGUUUUAAUCACCUUUAACAUUUUAGGAAAGCCUUUAGU